CUGAGCCAUCCACAAAGCAUUGUUUAGGCGCACAUAUUGUGUUCAACACUGUCGUGUGAAUCUGUCCUGUUCUACAUGCAGGUCAUGUAGAAUCAAAGAAAAGUGCUUCUCCAUACGGAUAUGCAGCCCAGAGAAGGAGGGGGGGAUGGACAGAAACCGCUAAAGAGGGAGAAAGAUGAAAUGAUGGAGCCUUCUACGUUCACCUGGACCAUGAGCGAUGAGUCACCAAUACUAAAGAGUCUAACAGAAAACUCCACAGAGGUGCCGUUGGCAUCUGGUGGCAGGGACAGCUAUGCGCUGCUGCUGGUCUUGUUGUGUGUCUUCGCCGGCGGGACGCUGCUUCUACUCGCCAUCCUGCUCAUCUUCUGCCACCGCUGCUGCCCACGGGGCCGCCGCUACUCCAGGGCCAGCGAUGACCUAGAGAAGACCAACACUACCUACGUGGAGGAGGCCCAACCCAGCCAAGACAUCACCAUCAGGCUGGAAGGUGUGGACGGCCUGUCAGCAGCGGGUUGCCAUGGAGACGUGGAGGCAGAGGGCUACCUGUCGGCGGUGGCCACAGGGCGGCGUGUGUCCUUCAACGAGCAGGCCAUCUACGAGCAGAGCAAGAAGAACCAGGAGAAAGGACGACGGUAUACACUGACUGAAGGGGACUUCCACCACCUGAAGCGCGCCCGCCUCACACACCUGCACAUCCCCCCUCCAGCACUCAACAUCCUCACCAUCAUGGAGUCUGAAACCAGCAUCCAGCAGCCCCUGGAGGAGGGUCUAAGCUGGUCUCCUCAGAGCUCUAGUGGUGGUCUCCCUGGCGACGCCCUCAACUCUGUUCUGGACACCAGCUUCACUGUCAGCCUCCCCAGUCUACCAGAGCCAGCCCACUCUAGAACAAUGGAGGUGACGGGGGAGAGAGGGUGGAUCAUGGGGGGCCAGCGGGCGGACGUAGACCCAGAGGUCACCAGGGCAUCGUCGGGGGCAACGGGUGCCACGGGGCAGGGCUUCACGAAGAUGUUCUUCACCAAACUGCGGAGACACACCAGCCUGGAGGGGGCGAGUCCCUACCUCCGCAUGAAGAGAUGGAGGAUAGACAAGAGUCAGAGGGCAGCCAGCCUGGACAUGAGAGGUUCUCCUAAGAGAAGGGCAUUUCAGAGGCAGCGUGCGGCUAGUGAGACUCUGGAUCAGGAGGAGGCGGAGUCUCGUGCUGUGGGUGGGGACUUGCUGCGCUCCCUAGCCCCGCCUCUUCUCCCUGACCCCGCCUCCCGUCCCAGACGCCUCUCUGCUGGGUCGCUCCCUCCACCAGCGCCGGGGAGGUUAGAGGUAGAGGUGGUGAUAGAGCUCAGCUCAGGUGCAGAGCUUGUGGUGACCCCUGACCUCCCUGUGACCCUGGCUGUGAUGUCACACCCCGUGGGGGAGGAGAAUGGGCUGGACGUGGGACUGGAGGACGAGGAGCCGGAGGACGAUGAGGAAGAGGAGGAGGAGGAAGGUGCGGUGGAGUGGGCGGAGGAGCCGGAGGCUGGGGGGGUCCGGGGGGGCUGCUGCGUAAGAGGGCGGAGGGGCUGGAGAGUGGGGGGGGGGGAGACGCUGGAGCCGACCCCGUACCGGGACAUCUGGAGCCUGCGCGCCUCCCUGGAGCAGUACGCCUCCUCCGACCUGAGCUCCAACGACCGCGACUCCACCCGCAGCGACGCCGACAGCCUCUCCUCGCUGGGGGGGGCCACGAAGGCGGGGGGCGCGGUGGGAGUGGGGGCGGGAGCAGGGGCGGGGGCGGGGGCGGCCGCCAUGAUGUUCCAGUCGCAGGACAUCGACGAGGAGCUUCCGUACGACGAGCCUCUGGUGACGGAGAUCAGGGAGGAGCAGGAGGAGGAGGAGGACGAUGAAGAGGAGGAACAGCGCCGAGAGAGGAGGAGGAGAGGAGGGGGGGACAGCGUGGACUCCGAGAGGGGGGGUAGCGACGGGGAGAUGGGGAGCAGGAAGCUUCUGCAGAUGGACAGCGGCUACGCCUCCAUGGACGCCCCGUGCCGCGCCCCCGAGGAGCUGCGGCUGUUUGGCAGCGGGGGUGGAGCGGGCAGCGGAGGAGGAGGAGGAGGAGGAGGAGGAGGAGGAGGGAAGACGGCCUCCGAGCGGCGGCGCUACUUCACCAGCGCGGGGCGCAAGGGCACCGUGUGUGAGGAGAGCUUUGAGGCGCGACUCCUGCAGGAAGAACCAGACGAGACGGAACUGGAGACGGAGAACCACGCGGAACCGGAAACGGAAAAGCUCUCGGUGGCGCCCGUCGUCAUUCCCAAAGAGCCCCGGCCCUCGCCCACCAAGUCCCCCCUGGCCCAGAAACCCGGCUGUUCCGUCGCCGUGACUACAGCAUCGACGAGCGCACGGAGGCGCUCUUCAACGAGUUCCUGCGUCACGACCCCCGCCUGGACCCCGGCCCCACCCGCGCUCGCGCUCCCGUCUGCACCUCCGCGCCCAGUGGCAGCGCACCAAGCAGCACAGCGACCCCGGCGGCUCCGUCUCCGCGGCGACCGCGCGCCUCUCGCCCUCGCUGGAGCGGCUCCGCUGGGGCCCGCUGAGGAGGGGCGAGAGCGCCGGGCACCCGCUGGACGCGUCCGCGCCCACCGCCGCACGCCACCACCUCAAUCACCACCACCACCACCACCUCCACCUCCACGGCCCGCUCCCGCGCAUCGCCAGCGCGGCGGACGAGGAGAACAGCGAGGGGGGAGAGGAGGGCACGGAGGAGCCGCGAGCGGCCGGAGGGAGCGUGGAGGCGAAGGAGGACAACUGCAGCAACAACAACAGCAGCAGCAGCAGCGUCCAAACCACAAGCACACAUUCCCAGCUGGGAGAGGAGAGCCGGGAGGAGAUAGGAGGUCUGCCCGAGUCGCUGGUGGCAGACAAGAUCGCUGCCAACCUGGAGGAGAGGCUGUACGGUGGCCUGCGAAGGACACACGGUGCCCAGGAGCAGACAGUGGUCGUUUCCCACACAACUCCAGAUGACACUGCUGAGUAGAGAUCCAGGCAGGGCUUAGAAACAGACUGAAUUAGGAUUCCACUUUGGAUUGGGCUAGUGCUGAUUUAGAGAUUAGGACUCGGGUUAGGGUGGACUGGUACACGCUGGACUGGUACCAUCAACCCUAACCCCAUUCUGCCAGUGUCUCCAGGAACCCUCACCCAGCACCCCCUCAGACCUGUGCAGUGGAACCGUCCGCAUGUGCUCCGCUGAUGGAGGCUGUGUUCAGAUACCGGUCCAGCUCUAACCUGCAUGUCUCCUCCCGAGCUGGCCCGAGUCUGGGCCGAGUCUGGGCCGAGUCUGGGCCGGGUCUGGCUCUCAGUCUAACCCACUCCUGCACACAGCUCCACACUGGAUCGUGAGGCCUACCCACGCCCUCGUCUGCCUCUGGACCCGCCGAGAUGAUCUCAGGUCAGCAGGAAGGCUCCGGGUCAGUGGGAGACACGUCACCCAUCGUCACCGGGACUGUGUGGGGGUCAGUCUCCUGUGUGUGCUGUUCCCUCGCUGGUCUCUCUGCGCUGAAGUCACUGUGACAUCAGGUGCUGUGGAGUGGCUAAGAGGAGUGAUCAAAUGCCCCAAAACCCACCCCUCCACCCCUAAACCCACCCCUCCACCCCUAACCCCACCCCAGAGAGCUGCCGGAUCUGGGCCGGGUCUGGGCCGGGUCCCACCCAGAGUCGCCUGCUCCCUUGCCUCUCACCUUUCUCCAUCAGCUUCCGAAAAGAGAAAAGGAAGAAAAAUAAACAAAACAAAAAUAAACAAAACAAAUGUAACACUGUACACUAUGUAGAAACGCUCACACAUCCCAUAUCAGAGAAUGAAGAGGUCAGGCUGUUCCCACCAGAUAUGUAACAUCUUGAGAUACAGAUGAGACGAAAGUGGAGAGGCACCAUCUUCAGGAACAAGGACAGGGGCACUGAGCUGGAGGUGUGGUGUUGGGGGGGGGUGUUGAUUGGGGGGUAUAUGGAGGGCAGGGGUAUAUGAUGGGGGGGGGUAUAUCAAAGCCCCCCGUGGCUAUCGCAGUCUAGAGUACCCCUUGCAGCAGGAGUGGGAUGUAGCUUAUUUCUCACAGAAGCAGGCAGUGGCAUGCCCCAUUCCUAGGUUACUCAUGGUUUAUGCAGUGGAGGCUGCUGGGAACCACAAAGCAUUAUGGGUACAGUGUUUGAGUCAUCUUCUAGAACUGUGGAGAAGUCUGAACAAUGACCCAUGUUGCCCGUGACUGUGACGGCUCAGCCAUGUUGCCCGUGACUGUGACGGCUCUGCUUCCCCUCACCUCUCUCCCUCCAUGAUCAACCUCUAUCUGUGGUGAAGAGUAGUUCCUUUACGCAUGUUCUGUGUGCGCAUAUCAACAUAGUUCCUAUGAGAAUGCAUCAUGUAGAUAUCAUGGAGAAGAAACAAAUAGAAUUGAAAACAUACUGCACUAUGGCGGAGGGAAGGAGAUGUUGCUUGCUCCCUUCAUUCCCAAAUGUUUGCCAUCCUGCGUAUAGACAACAUAUCAGACGGGGCUGUUUGCCAUCCUGCGUAUAGACAACAUAUCAGAGGGGUCUGUUUUCCAUCCUGCGUAUAGACAACAUAUCAGACGGGUCUGUUUUCCAUCCUGCGUAUAGACAACAUAUCAGACGGGUCUGUUUUCCAUCCUGCGUAUAGACAACAUAUCAGACGGGUCUGUUUGCCAUCCUGCGUAUAGACAACAUAUCAGAGGGGUCUGUAGGCGGCUCCGCAAGGACCCCGGGGGUCUCAGAAAGAGGCCUUUACACCAACAUCACAAUUACGUCUGGUUUGUGGGGACUUUUGAGUUUGUACAACCUACGGAGUUCAUAGCAUUGCAUUUAUUUAUUUGUUUAUUUAUUUAUACCGUUGUUUAUUGAUUAAUGUAUGUAACACUUACAAUAUGUUCUUUGUUUCGGGUUUGCUACACCACUAAUGUCAUUGGUUUUAAAAUAAAAAAAAGUUGAUUGAAACUCAAAGCAG
Messenger RNA from Clupea harengus (Atlantic herring), 4972 nucleotides. RefSeq lists its product as uncharacterized. The transcript has 13 exons. NCBI's taxonomy places the organism in Eukaryota, Metazoa, Chordata, Actinopteri, Clupeiformes, Clupeidae. The record is from RefSeq and is a predicted model, not a curated record. Gene Ontology annotation, biological process: negative regulation of voltage-gated calcium channel activity; negative regulation of calcium ion-dependent exocytosis. The coding region runs from base 121 to 2988 and encodes 955 amino acids. Gene Ontology annotation, cellular component: secretory granule; plasma membrane. Gene Ontology annotation, molecular function: transmembrane transporter binding.